AUGGUUGAUAAUGAGAAGCAGAUAGAGCAGCAGCAGCAAAGGCAACCACAGCAUCCAGAGCAGCCACAACAACCACAACAGCCACUACAACAUCCACCAACUAAACCACCAAUCAACCACUCAGUUACCCUGCCAGACGCCAACUUCGCACGACAAUCCUCCAUUAAACGCAACAGAUCCAUUAACCGCAAGUCUUCCGCAGGCAGUCUCUAUCCAACGCCGACGAAUGACAGCUUGAAGGGGCUACGCAGGGAUAGUGUGCCAUUGCCGAGUGUCGGGGCUGAGCUAGCCGGCGCCACUGACCUAGUCCUCCCCCCCGACAUCGCAUUCGGCAAAGACGUCGAACGCGGCAGCCACAGCGACAUUGGCGAGGAUGCCGAGGAGGUUAUUGAGGAGGAGAAGAGUGAUCCAUUCAUGAUCGACAAGUUCGACGAUGGUGAUACGCGCAAUCCCAAAAACUGGAACACUAAUUAUCGCUGGCUCCUAACCUUCAUUGCUGGCCUACUCGUCCUCAACUCCACCUUCUCAAGUAGUGCACCGUCGGGCAUCUCACAAGAACUAAUGGCCGAGUUUGGUUUCUCCCGCGAGGUCGCUACUCUCGCCGUUAGUCUCUUCGUCGCGGGUUACACUGUCGGUCCCCUUCUCUGGGGCCCUCUCUCGGAAACCACCCUUGGGCGUAAAAAUGGCAUGCUGAUGGCUUUCAUUCCUUAUACCUUACUUACUAUCGGUUGCGCGCUCUCACCCAACACCGGCUCUAUUCUUGUGUUUCGUUUCCUUACAGGUUGUUUCGGUGCAUCGCCGCUGGUUGUCUGCGGUGCUGUCAUCAGUGACCUCUGGGACCCCAAGACACGCGGAAUUGCCAUGUCUGUUUUCGCUCUCGCCCCCUUCGCCGGCCCCGCCAUAGCCCCCGUCAUAUCAGGCUUUAUAGCUGCAGCGGGCGCUGACUGGCGCAUACUCUUUUGGGCUCUCUUUGCUUUCGCCGGCUUCUGCACUCUUCUCCUGGGAUUAGUCUUGCCCGAGACAUACGCUCCUGCCCUCCUAGCACGCAUUGCCAAGCAGAAGCGUAAGGAGACGGGCGAUGACAGGUACAAAUCUCCGCUCGACCUCCGCAAAACGGAUUUCAAGAGCACCAUCCACAAUACCAUUUUCAAGCCGUUUAUUCUCCUCGCUUAUGAGCCAAUGCUCUCUGCUUUGACACUCUUCAUGAGCUUCGUUUAUGGUAUUCUCUAUCUCCUCUUCGAGUCUUUCCCGUUCGUAUAUGGUGCCCCAGGACACGGUUUCAAUAAGGGCAUACAAGGAUUGAUGUUCCUGCCGCUGUUCAUUGGAGGUUUCAUCGCAUGCACCAUCAAUAUUCUCUACUUUAACCCACAAUACACCAAGGCACUCGAAAAAACCGCCCCUAAGCUGCCUGAUCCAGAGAUGAGACUGUACCCUGGCGCAUUGGGUGGCAUAGUCUUCGCCAUUGCCUUCUUCUGGUUUGGGUGGACUAGCUACCCCAGCAUAUCGUUCUGGUCGCCCCUCAUAGCCACUUCUCUCAUAGGAAUAGGUAUCCUCUUCGUUUUCCUCUCCCUCUUCAACUACAUUAUCGACACGUAUCUUUGGUCAGCAGGUUCGGCACUCGCUGCAAACACUGUUAUUAGAUCCGCUUUCGGCGCUGGAUUCCCACUCUUUGCGGCACAGAUGUUCGAACGCCUCAAUCCCAGAUGGGCAUCGACGUUGUUGGGAUGUCUCGCCAUUCUCUUGUCUUUUAUUCCGUUCGGACUGAUCAAAUUUGGACCUAAGCUGCGCUCCAUGUCCAAGUUCGCGCCAGACACUUGA
Messenger RNA from Wallemia ichthyophaga EXF-994, 1818 nucleotides. RefSeq lists its product as uncharacterized. The record is from RefSeq and is a predicted model, not a curated record. Bases 1 to 1818 code for a protein of 605 amino acids. Lineage: Eukaryota; Fungi; Basidiomycota; Wallemiomycetes; Wallemiales; Wallemiaceae. Gene Ontology annotation, molecular function: transmembrane transporter activity. The transcript has 8 exons. Gene Ontology annotation, biological process: transmembrane transport.